CGCCCCCAUACACUCUCCCUUUUUCUCGUCGCCCUCCCUUCCUCCCGUUGCCUUCCCUUCCGCCUGCCGCCCUUCCUUCCCCUCGUCGCGCUCCCUUCCGCCCGUUGGCCCCCUUCGUCUCGUCGCUCUCCCUGCCGCUCGUCGCCCUCGCUCCCGCUCGUCCCCUCGCAAUCCCCGUCUCUCUCUCCCCCCGUCGCCCUCCCCUUCCACUCGUCGUUGCCCUCGCCAUCCCUCCCUUCUCCCUUCCCAUCUCGCACACUUGUCACGCCCCCUUUCCAACCCGCACAUACACCCUUCCCUUCUUCCCAGUUUCCCCCAUCCCCCCAUCCCCUUCCCUGCUUCCCCCCAACCCCUUCACUGCUUCCCCCCAACCCCUUCACUGCUUCCCCCCAACCCCUUCCCUGCUUCCCCCCAACCCCUUCCCUGCUCCCCCCCAUCCCCCACCGAGCAUCCCCCCAUCCCCUUCCCUGCUUCCCCCCAACCCCUUCACUGCUUCCCCCCAACCCCUUCACUGCUUCCCCCCAACCCCUUCACUGCUUCCCCCCAACCCCUUCCCUGCUCCCCCCCAUCCCCCACCCAGCAUCCCCCCAUCCCCUUCCCUGCUUCCCCCCAACCCCUUCACUGCUUCCCCCCAACCCCUUCCCUGCUCCCCCCCAUCCCCUUCCCUGCUUCCCCCUUCCCCUUCCCUGCUUCCCCCCCGUCCCCUUCCCUCCUUCCCCCCGUCCCCCUCCCAGCAUCCCCCCAUCCCAUUCCCUGCUCCCCCCGUCCCCUUCCCUGCCUCCCCCCGUCCCCUCCCCUGCCUCCCCCCAUCCCCUUCCCUGCUUCCCCCCAUCUCCUUCCCUGCUUCCCUCCAUCCCCUCCCCUGCCUCCCCCCAUCCCCUUCCCUGCUUCCCCCCAUCUCCUUCCCUGCUUCCCCCCAUCCCCUUCCCUGCUUCCCCUCUUCCCCUUCCCUGCUCCCCCCCAUCCCCUUCCCUGCUUCCCCCCAUUCCCUUCCCUGCUUUCCCCCAUCCCCUUCCCUGCUUCCCCCCCAACCCCUUCCCUGCUCCCCCCCAACCCCUUCCCUGCUCCCCCCCAUCCCCCACCCAGCAUCCCCCCAUCCCCUUCCCUGCUUCCCCCCAACCCCUUCACUGCUUCCCCCCAACCCCUUCCCUGCUUCUCCCCAACCCCUUCCCUGCUCCCCCCCAUCCCCUUCCCUGCUUCCCCCCAUCUCCUUCCCUGCUUCCCCCCAUCCCCUUCCCUGCUUCCCCUCUUCCCCUUCCCUGCUUCCCCCCAUCCCCUUCCCUGCUUCCCCCCAUUCCCUUCCCUGCUUUCCCCCAUCCCCUUCCCUGCUUCCCCCCAUCUCCUUCCCUGCUUCCCCCCAUCCCUUACAGGUGCCCAGCACCAGAUGUGGCUUUACCACAGCCUGGUUUAUUGCUUGCAGUGUAGCAGACAAAACCGGGAAGCAACAUUACACACACAUCCCCUAG
This is a messenger RNA of Closterium sp. Naga37s-1, 1466 nucleotides long. Lineage: Eukaryota; Viridiplantae; Streptophyta; Zygnematophyceae; Desmidiales; Closteriaceae. The record is from the annotation of a GenBank genome assembly.